AUGGGGAGUGCGCCUGCCGCUCGCAACAGACAGCAGAGAUCUGGACUGUUCCGCCUCUACCUUUUCAAGCAACGCACAUCGCGGCUCCGCGUUUCGAUACUGAAAACAGCACCCGUCACGUCAAGGCUCGAGCGACAGGCAAGAGAGGGAAACUCUCGCCAAAUAAGCAAACACCAAGAACCGGAAAUCGACUUCACAAUGGCGCGAGAGGAGAAUUUGUACAUGGCCAGAUUGGCCGAAGAGACUGAGCGCUACGAGGAUCUGGUUCACUUCAUGAGGAAGGUUGUGGAAUCCGGCCAGGAGCUGAACGACGAAGAGAGGAAUCUGCUGUCGGUUGGAUACAAAAAUAUCGUCGGCGGUUUCCGAUCCAGCUGGCGGUCUCUCGCUCUCAUCGAGCAACGCGACCUCGACGCCGGUUCUCUUCGACUGACACAAGCAACACGUUCACGCUUGUCUUUCCGCCUGUCUACACGCUGCGCGAGAAACAGCCACUGUCGAGGGACCGUUCUCCGCGAGAAUCGGAGAUUCUGCGAGGCCGCAGCUGUUGAGACAAAACCACGGAGGAUAUGGUCUUUCAGAAAUAAAGUCACGCUGUCCAUGGAAGGCAAAGGAGCUUCCACGAACUGA
Molecule: messenger RNA, 627 nt
Organism: Toxoplasma gondii ME49
Lineage: Eukaryota; Apicomplexa; Conoidasida; Eucoccidiorida; Sarcocystidae
Exons: 4
Coding region: 1-627 (208 amino acids)
Biological process (GO): signal transduction
Cellular component (GO): cytoplasm
Source: RefSeq, a predicted model, not a curated record